GUCUGCGGGCGAAUUUCGUCACCGAUAUCUCAACCUAAAAAAGUUUGUCGGGGAGGGGGAAAAGUAGCACAUUACCAAUCGGCAAGAAGUAGCAUAAGGAGUUACAAACCCAGAGAUACGGGCAACGGGGUGAUAGAGUCUGCACCCGGAUAACCAGCAAGGACUCUCUCUCUCUCUGUCUGUAUCUGUCUCUCUAUACGAGCUGGCAUCAAGAGACACCGACAGUUACGUUGCAAUAAGCAGCCUGAUUUGCUUCAGUCAUUCGCUUCUUGACCCUUCUCCGUUCUACCAAGAUAAGGGGAGCCUGUCGAAAUCGACACAGCGACAACAACGCCGACACAAGCUGUGCUGGAAGGAGCAGCGGGCAUCAUCAGCAUGGCUUGCUUGAGGCCGGAGCGCGGUCUCAUCCUCCAGGUACUCGCCUCCCUCGCCUUUGCCAGCGUGCGGGCGAGGAGCGAGAGCGGGGCGGACCAGCAGUUGCGCCCGUCUCGACCCACUCACAUCUCGGCGCUCGGCCGCGCCGCUCAGGAUAUGGUGGCAGUGCACAUGUUGAAGCUGUACGACAAGUACAACCGCGAGGGGAACCGGCCGAGGGACGGGAACACUGUCCGCAGCUUCAAGGCGACAGAGGAGACCAUUGAUCAUCAAAUUCUCUACCAGUUCAAUCUAUCCUCUAUCCAAGAUUCCGAGCUGAUUUUGGCGGCGACUUUUCACUUCUUCACGCAGAAACGUUGGAGAAACAGGCCGGUGGUGUGCAAACGCUCUAAGGACUCCCCGUGUCCCUUGCUCCAGCCUCACAAGGCGCAGCCGGUCCAACUGACCUUCAGAAGACGCUCCCCCGGCUCAGCUUCCGGGAAGUUAUUGGGAAGCCUGAGCGUGACUCCCCAUCGCCGGGGCACCUGGUGCCUGAACGACAUCACCCACAUUGUAAAGGACGCUAGGCGAGCAGAUGGAUUAAUGGUCACCGCUCAAGUGGAUUCUGGAGACAAGCCCCCCAGUCCAACACCAUCAAGCAACUUGCCUUACAUCUUGGUUUAUGCUAACGAUUUGGCCAUUUCCGAGCCCAACAGCGUCGGGCUCACGUUGCAACGCUACGGACCAUUUCCUCCCAGCGAGGAAGAGCCCACGCAGUCUCCCAACGCCUCCAGGGACUCUCGAGUCAGAAGAGAAACCUACUUCUCUUCCCCUUCCCUGGAGAACAACGAGCUGCCGGAGGUGGAGUACGACCACUACAACAAACACGACCUCUGGGGCAACACCUACCGCCCCCUCAAACCCAAGGUGCCCCGAAAGGAGAGGCGGAGGAAGGACCCCGGCCAUGGCGACCAACUGGUCAGGUCCCAGGUGCUGAGCUUCGACGAGAAAACCAUGCGCAAGGCGAGGAGACGGCAGUGGAACGAACCCAGGACUUGUUCUCGGAGGUACCUGAAAGUGGAUUUCGCCGACAUUGGUUGGAGCGAAUGGAUUAUAUCCCCCAAGUCCUUCGACGCCUUUUAUUGCGCUGGGGCUUGUGUAUUCCCAAUGCCCAAGGUGGUUCGACCCUCCAAUCAUGCAACAAUCCAGAGCAUUGUCAAGGCUGUUGGGAUUAUCCCUGGAAUUCCGGAGCCCUGCUGUGUACCCGACAAAAUGAAUGCUUUGAGUGUGCUCUUCUUUGACGAAAACAAAAACGUGGUGUUGAAGGUGUAUCCAAACAUGUCAGUGGAAACCUGCGCUUGCAGAUAGAAACACAAAGAUAUUAAAAGGAACUGCUAAAUACAGCAAGCUGUAUUGCUGUGUAAUAAGUAAAAGCUGCAUUGUGUCUCUUUCAAACCAAGAACUUGAUACCAGUUCUGUCCCCUUUCCGCCUGCAGACAUCAACAUGCUCAUUUCUGGCGUUGAGUAGCGAAGUGUAUUUGGGGUUAACACCAGAUGUCAAUAUGUAGAGAACACAGAAAACCCAAGCAUUCUGUUACAGCAUGUAAAUGCAUCCAUCAUCAGAUAAAACAAUGUUUGCUCUUCCACAAUAUUCCCUAAAUCUGAAGGUUACAGGACAGAUUGUGGUACCUAGCUCUCUUGUGCUCUUAUAUGUAAAUUAAUAAUAAUAUCAGCAAUGGCAGUCUAUUUAAGUGUAGAUUAUACUAUAUUCCUGAUCUUGGUGUAUUGUGUGUGUGCGUUCAAAUCUUUAUUCGUCAUUUCACUUAUUUAAUAUUUGUAUUCCUGGUAGCAAAGGAGUUUGUGCUUUUUUUUUAAAAAGAGCAAAAGCAGUUAAAUAAUUGUAGGGCAGCUGCCAGAAGCACAGUGCUUUCACAUCUUAAACCCCCGCAAACUAAAACAAUGACGGAGAAGGGAAAAACUUUUGAUUUUAUGAUAAAUCAAAAGUAAGUUGCGAUUUGCUGCCAACUUUUUGUAAAUUGUAAAGAGAACAUUAAUGGCAAAAUAGAUCAAUUUAACUUAACAUAUAUCUGAUAUAUUACAGGCAAUGUAAAAUUUACUAAGCCCGGAAGUAUGUUACUAAUUUUAAUAUCCUCAAAGUUACAACUAAUGAAACAAUUGAAGGACAAUGCUGAAGAAUUAUUUAGACAAUCUUCUAUGAAGGUAUUCAAGUUUAUGCAUUUUGUCUGGAUAUGUUCACAUUCUAACUUCAAUGUCAUGUAAAAAACACAAAUGCUUCCGACCCGAAUGUGAUAUUCAAAGGUAAAAUAUUCACAAAUGUGUUUUUGGUAAUGCAUCUGUUUCUAAAAGUACCCAGUGCCCAGAGCUUGCAUUUCAUAAUCUACAGUGUAUGUUCAAAGUACUUGAGAAAUUAAAAGUGGUAUUGAUAUGAAA
Molecule: messenger RNA, 2805 nt
Organism: Amblyraja radiata (thorny skate)
Lineage: Eukaryota; Metazoa; Chordata; Chondrichthyes; Rajiformes; Rajidae
Gene: gdf10a
Product: growth differentiation factor 10a
Exons: 3
Coding region: 376-1722 (448 amino acids)
Biological process (GO): positive regulation of osteoblast differentiation; osteoblast differentiation
Cellular component (GO): extracellular region
Molecular function (GO): growth factor activity; cytokine activity
Source: RefSeq, a predicted model, not a curated record